Molecule: messenger RNA, 2415 nt
Organism: Diabrotica virgifera virgifera (western corn rootworm)
Lineage: Eukaryota; Metazoa; Arthropoda; Insecta; Coleoptera; Chrysomelidae
Product: zinc finger protein 98-like
Exons: 1
Coding region: 127-708 (193 amino acids)
Biological process (GO): regulation of transcription by RNA polymerase II; central nervous system development
Cellular component (GO): nucleus
Molecular function (GO): RNA polymerase II cis-regulatory region sequence-specific DNA binding; DNA-binding transcription factor activity, RNA polymerase II-specific
Source: RefSeq, a predicted model, not a curated record
UUUGUAGUAAACAGUUUACUCAAAAAAGUAGUUUAAAUACUCAUAAAAGAGUUCACACUGGUGAAAAACCUUAUAAAUGUGAAAUUUGUAGUAAGCAGUUAUCCCACAAGUGCUUUAAUUUAUCACAUGAGAGUUCACACUGGUGAAAAACAAUAUGAAUGUGAAAUUUGUAGUAAGAAGUUUAUUGAUAAAAGUCAUUUAAAUACUCAUAAAAGAGUUCACACUGGUGAAAAACAUUAUGAAUGUGAAAUUUGUAGUAAGAAGUUUAAUGAUAAUAGUCAUUUAAAUACUCAUAAAAGAGUUCACACUGGUGAAAAACCUUAUGAAUGUGAAAUUUGUAGUAAGCAAUUUGCUAAACGAUAUCAUUUAAAGGGUCAUAUGAGAAUUCACACUGGUGAAAAACGUUAUAAAUGUGAAAUUUGCUUCAAACAGUUUACUCAGAAAAUUUCUCUAAGUACACAUAAUAUGUUAGUUCAUACUGGUGAAACACCUUAUAAAUGUGAAAUUUGUAGUAGGAAAUUUACUCAAAAAAGUAGUUUAAAUAGUCAUAAAAAGUUCACACUGGUGAAAAACCUUAUAAAUGUGAAAUUUGUAGUAAGCAGUUUAGUGAACAAAAAACAUUACAUAAUCAUAAUAGCGUUCACACAGGUGAAAGACCUCAUAAAUGUGAAAUUUGUAGUAAGAAAUUUACUCAAAAAAGUAGUUUAAAUACUCAUAAAAGAGUUCACACAGGUGAAAGACCUUACAAAUGUGAAAUUUGUAGUAAGCAUUUUAGUCGACUAAGUAGUUUAAAUUAUCAUAUGAGAGUUCACACUGAUGAAAAACCUUAUAAAUGUGAAAUUUGUAGUAAGCUGUUUACUGAAAAAUCAACUUUAAGUAAUCAUAUGAGAGUUCACACUGCCCAAGUAGCACAGUAAAAACAUUUUACACAGUAGUUUUAUGUAAGGUGUAUAAAGUUUUUAUUGUAGUAAGUAACAAGCUAAUGGUUUUAAAGUUACCUUGUAGAUAUACUACCAGAACUUUAAAACUGUUAAAAGCAACUGUCACUAGGUUUAAAGUAUCUAAUACAAGUAUCAAAUAAACUAAUUAAUCCAAGCAUAUUUUUACAUAAAAACAAGGAAAAACACAACUUUUGGUAAAUCGAUUCUUCCGGUUCAAGACCUCGAUCUUAUACAGCAAGAAAAGAACCUAUGUACCAAAUUUGGUUGAAAUCUGACGUCUCGUUUAAAAGUUAUCGUGCUAUUAGUCACAUAUAUAUGUAAAGUCGCCAUUUUGAAUGCCCACCAUUUUUGUAAAGGCAAAAUUUGAGAUAGCCUCGUAUCUAAAUUUGAACCUUUAUAUGUGUGGUAUAAAUAUGUGGUCCAAAUUAUAUGCUUCUAUCAUUAAAUACACAGUUGUUUCACAUAUCGGCUGCACUAUAAGUAUUAAAUCUUAUUUUGUAUAAUAAAGUUAAUAUUAGGAAACAAAUACAUAGUAUAAGAAAAUUUAAAUAAAUAUUUUUUGCUUUGAUAUUUUUUCAAAUAAAGAAGUUGUUAGGUUAGGAAAUUGACUGUUACAUAUUUGUAACGCUAGAAUGUAAUGUAAUAUUCUCCAGUUAUUUUGUAACAAUAUAUCAUAUAUCAUGUUUGGUUUUCAUUGUAUAGUAUUUUUAGUAACAUUUUUCGAAGUAUUAGUAUACAGAGUGUUUAUAGAACUUAACGGAAUUUAAAAAUGCAGUAUGUACCUACUAGGUUGUUUUAUAUCAGAGGUCUUGCUGCAGUUCUUCAAAUAGGCCUGACUCUGAGAUAGAUGACUAGAUGAGGAUUCCGGAGAUGAGGACGAGGGCGUAGAUUUGGAAAAUUUGAGCAAACUUCAGCUACUUGCCGAUGCAGAAGUUAGAAUUGCUGAUGAAAUUAUAAUAGGAGAAGAUAUUCUUAUUCAACAGUCAGAAUCGACAGUAUAUAACAUUUUAUUGACAAAUUAUUGAUAUCGAUAUUACACCUGCUCAUAUGGUAUAUCCAAAAGUUUCUGCAGCCCGGGCUCGGGUUUCAGGUCGGAAGAUUUCACAUAUAGGUACUUAGAAACAAUUUCCUGAGUCAGAUUAUUCUCUGUUUGAAAACAAAUCAGUUGUUGAUAUAUUCGAAAUGUUCAUAGAUGAAUACAUCAUUUUAUUCCUGGUACAGGAAACAAACCAAUAUGCUACAUUCAAGAACCUACCCGACCCAGGAGAAAUGAAAUGAUACGAUGGAAAACCUAGUGUAUAAAAUUCCAAACAACAAAAGAAGGCGUUGUGCUGGAAGAUUUUGCAAAAGUUCAACACGCACGAUGUGUAGAAAUUGUAACGUAGGUCUCUGUAUUGAUUUUUUCGUUACCUAUCACACAAAUGAAAAUGUUUGAAUUCCUUUGUCUUUAUUUUCAGUUUUUAAAUAAAUAGAA